AUGGUCAUGGAAACAAGCGACGUCGAUGGCAGUAAUGAGCAACGCAAGCAUGUGAAGCUUUUUCAGCGCUCAAAGACCAGUCUUCGACGCAUCAUGAGUCGUUCAUCCCAUACAAGAGUCAAUUCAUCUGAUUCGUUGGGCUCUUCGGUGUCGUCGAUUCGUGUACGAGAAAGCAGUAACAGUUCUUCCGAGGAUACGCAAACCACUGCAACCACAACAACAGCACCUCGACUUGUGCUUCGAAUUUCAGUAUUGCGAGGACGACAACUGCAUGCAUUCGAGGAUACGGCACCCAAUUCAUUUGCUGUGGUUCGAUGUGCUGGACAACAACAACGUACACAUGUCGUCAAGAAAUCGAGUGAACCUGAAUACCAUUGUACAUUUGAUGUACGACUAUCGGGUAAUCGGUCUCGAGGCACGCGUCGUAGAUUACGACUUCUCCUAUCGCGUGGUCUAGUUAUUUCGGUGUGUGACAGGGAUCGCUUCAAAUCUGUAUAUCUUGGUCAAGUGCGUUUGCCAGCUGAUGAGCUCUUUGGAGAAACAGAUCCGAUUGCUUAUGAUCAAGCUGAGCCAAAAUCGUUUCCGAUUACACGCACUGCUACCAGCUCCCACUUCAACAAGAUGCGGCGACGCAAACUGGAGUUGGCAGACGAACUCGGUGAACUCGAGAUCAAAUAUGGUCUUGCGGUUGAACAAGGCACCGACCCAUUGAGUGAUGAUGAAUUACGUGAGCUAUGGUCCGUUUUGUUUGAACAACCCAAGGCAACAACGACAACAACAGGAGACUCUCAGGGUGAUAGUUCUUCUUCCUUGCCUUCAGAUCACAAUCGUGGCCAACGCAAACACCGACUCCGUCGUUUGACCAAGCGCAAGGCACCAGGCCAGCAACGCAAGAUUCGUAGACGGGGUCGUCGCCAAAGCAAUGAUGUGGCUCAAUUUUACUCUGAUGUCUUUGGCGCUGUAUACAUUGAAGUCAUGAAUGCAAGAGAUUUGCCACCUGAAAGAAAUAUGACUCGUACAGGGUUUGACAUGGAUCCAUUUGUCGUCAUCUCUUAUGGCAAAACCACUUUCCGCACAAGCUCAGUUCGUCACAAUCUCAAUCCUGAUUGGAAUGAAAAGCUCAUGUUUCAUGUGCGUGCGAAUGAGACACGCUACAGCAUCAAAUUUGCCGUGUACGACAAGGAUAAAUUCACAAAGAAUGAUCACGUGGCUUGGGCGGAGGUCCCCAUCAUGGACAUUAUCAAGAAACAACCACACGCUAUCGAUAUGACGAAUCAGCACACGCCUGUGGAUGCCAUUGAAGCUGUCAUGGAGAUGCACAAGGUCGACUUGGAGAUGGUCAACAAAGGACAUUGGGGUGAUAGCCAUCAUCCUACUCUCACUUUCCGCGCCAAGUUUGUUCCCUACAGCACGAUUCGCAAAAUGUUUUGGACAACGCUUGCCAAUGCAUCUGGUAUCUCGGCGGAUGGUCGUAUUGAUCGCCUUGAAAUCGUUUCACUUUUGGAAAGCUUGGGAUCCACCAUUUCAGAUGCGACGUUGAACUCGUUUUGGAAGGAUCAUGGCAAAGAUCCAGAAACUGAAAGCUUGACAAUCGAUGAAUUUAUCAGCAGCAUUGAGAAUUUCAUGUCCUCCACUGAUAAGGAUCAUCGACGCCGUUCGCUCACUACUGCCAUGGAAGAGACCCAAUUGGGUGAAGCGGAUGAUGAAGAUAAUGAUGAUCAAGAAGACGAGGCACUCUUUUCGGGAGACGAUGCUUGCAGUAGCGAUGAGGAGAUUUAUAUGAUGGAUGAAGAUGAAAUGGACGAAGAUGAGCUAUUGAACUCGGAUGAGGAUUAUGGCAACGAUGUAUUGGACGACUCUUAUCCAGGCUCCAGCUCUUCAGGUGUCUCUGAUGAUGCAGCAGAUGAUGUAUUGCUUGAAGCCCGCCAAUUCCAACCCGAGCUCAAGGAGUCAUUAUCAGAUCUCACUAACAAGGAAGAGGAUAAUGAUGCUGGAUUGUUGCCACAAGCAAAUGAAAAGGUGAUUCGACUCGCCGAAUGCCCCAUAUGCCAUCGACCUUUUGUAUCGAAACGAGCACAAAUGGAUAUCGUCACGCACGUAGCAACAUGUGCUUCACACGAUUGGACUGCCGUUGAUCACUUUUUAAUGGGCAACUUUGUUACGGAGGCCUAUGCUCAGCGAAGAUGGUUUGUCAAGCUUGUAAGCAAGGUUGGCUAUGGUACAUACAAGCCUGGAAGUGACAAUGCAAACAUCAUUGUGCAAGAUCGUAUGACAGGCCAAUUGAUUGAAGAGCGAAUGAGUGUUUAUGUACGACUUGGUAUGCGCAUCAUGUACAAAGGAAUGAAGACGGGUAUCCAAUCCAAGACCGCCCAACGCAUUCUUUCCAACAUGACGUAUAGACAAGGUCGCCGUUACGAUUCUCCUCAAUCCGUGCGUGAAAUUGCGCCAUUUAUCAAGUUCCACAACCUUGAUAUGAGUGAGGUGCUCGACCCAAUUGAUAGCUUCAAGUCUUUCAACGAGUUCUUUUACCGCAAGCUUAAGCCAAAUGCUCGCCCAUGCGAAUGCCCUGAUGAUCCAACAGUGGCUGUGAGUGCAGCUGAUUGUCGCAUGAUGGCAUUCCCCACUAUCUCGGACGCCACACGACUUUGGAUUAAGGGUGUUGACUUUACUAUUGAGAAAUUAUUGGGUGAUCCCGACAAGGCUGCCUUGUUUGAUGGUGGAUCUUUGGCAAUCUUCCGAUUAGCUCCUCAGGAUUAUCAUCGUUUCCACUCACCUGUGGACGGCCGCAUCACUGAAAUAACCAAAAUUGCUGGCCAAUAUUAUACUGUCAAUCCCAUGGCUAUUCGUACCACACUCGAUGUGUAUGGUGAAAACGCACGUGAUGUGGUCAUGUUUGAAUCCGAGGCAUUUGGCAAGGUGGCUGUUGUGUGUAUCGGUGCCAUGAUGGUAGGCUCGAUUUGCCUCACAGCAGACGAGGGAACGUAUCUUCACCGUGCAGAUGAACUUGGCUACUUUGCCUUUGGUGGCAGUACGAUCGUGGUUCUAUGGCAGAAAGAUACCCUUACUUUUGAUCAAGACUUGGUCGACAACUCGGAAAAGACAAUUGAAACACUGGUCCGUGUUGGUCACCGAAUUGGUCAUCGACCCCAAUGA
Molecule: messenger RNA, 3153 nt
Organism: Lichtheimia ornata
Lineage: Eukaryota; Fungi; Mucoromycota; Mucoromycetes; Mucorales; Lichtheimiaceae
Product: phosphatidylserine decarboxylase
Exons: 9
Coding region: 1-3153 (1050 amino acids)
Biological process (GO): phospholipid biosynthetic process
Molecular function (GO): phosphatidylserine decarboxylase activity
Source: RefSeq, a predicted model, not a curated record